AUGUUACUAUUUUGGGGAUUUCCUUCUUCGAACACGAAGUUUUGUGAGCCACAGGUAGCAAUCGGUGCUUUUGAAAACUGCAUCCAGCUUUGCAUAAAUGACACGUUUUGCAUUAUUGCUUUUGGUAAUGAUAGCUCUUGUACUCUAUGCGAUAUCUACUUUGCUUCCAAAAUCACACAGUCAAACUCUACAUCAAAUGUUCAAACUGCAAUAAAAGUUGACUCACAACUCCAAUGUCCCAAAAAUAUAACUACAAAUCAAUAUUCUUACACGAAUGGCUACAACAACUACAAAGUUAUAUACUCGGAACCUAUCUGGACAAUAUCUUAUGACAAAAAUUGCAUAGAUGAAACUUUCCGAAUGUUUCCGAGACCAGCUGGGGCAUUUUGUUUAACUGUGCCACCGCCAACAGGCAUCAAUUACAUCAAUUCUAGUGCUUCAUGUAAAGCUUCCGGUUCGGGAAUGGAAAUAGCCGGAAUGCAGUCGGAGAAAGAAUUUAAUUAUGUUCUAAAAACUGCAAAAGUAAACGUUGGAUUCGACCCAUCGUUGAAGUACAAAUCAGUUUGGUUAACAGGAAAAAUGAGAUCGGCGUGUCAAACCAGGCCUAUCCCAGAUGGUUGCACUGGUUUGAAUGCAUUCGAAGGGUUUCCGUAUCAGGACAACUUUGACGUAUACAAGCUUGCACCUGGUUACCCACAUAUUUCAACAAAUGUCACAUCGAGGUGUUUGCAGUUAUUAUUAGCACAGACUGAAAAUGGCUAUGAAGGAAUGAUAUAUGAUGCGUUGUGUGAUUGGAUUUGCGAUGGACAAUCACCGGCUGUAAUCUGUGUAUCUACUUUUACUUGUGGAGGCCUCGCUUUUUAA
Messenger RNA from Caenorhabditis elegans, 864 nucleotides. RefSeq names its product PAN-3 domain-containing protein (gene E03H12.4). The coding region runs from base 1 to 864 and encodes 287 amino acids. NCBI's taxonomy places the organism in Eukaryota, Metazoa, Nematoda, Chromadorea, Rhabditida, Rhabditidae. The transcript is spliced from 7 exons. The record is from RefSeq and is marked reviewed.